CAGUUCAGAAUGAAUGUACUACUUACUUAUGCGAUGUAUAAAGAUCAAAAUUGGAAAGGUAUCGUGCUUAGAUUUCAACUAUUUUAAAUAUGAUGCGAAUGAAACGGUGAACGAGACACUCGAGAUUCCACUUACGUUUCUAACGCGAUCUAAUUCGACGAGAAACAAAUCAUUAUCAACGCAUAUUCAUUUAUAAAAGAGAUAGUGCUGUGGUUAUCAUGGCACAAUCAACAGCUAGUGGAACGUCUUCUCGACGAUACAUGAAGGAGCACGACGUUAACGUGCCGUCUUCGUCGCGAUACGUGGACAGCGAAUGGGAAACCAAAGAGGCUCUGCGGCAGAGAGAACUUGAAGAGGCACGAGCACGAGCUGCUCAAAUGGAAAAGACGAUGAGGUGGUGGUCAGAUUGCACCGCUAAUUGGCGCGAGAAGUGGAGCAAAGUACGUAACGAGAGGAACAUGGCAAGGGAGGAGGCUAAAAUGCUCAGAGCAAAGCUAGAAAUCGCUGUUAAGGAUGCAAACAGUUACAAGCAUGAUUGCCAGGAGCUGGAGUUACAGAAUGAGCAAUUAAAGAAAGAAAUGGAAAAGAUACAUAUGGUAUUGUUGAAACAUGCUGGACAGCUUGACCUGCAGAUGUUCCCAGUUUUAGAGUCAGAUCCACAGUUGAGAAACACGUUAGGAAGCCAUAAUAUAUUGCCAGAUAGAGAUAUCGAGGAGUAUGUGUUACAAGGUGCAGUGCCAAAGCAUGCCGUAGAGUUGUACAAAGAGAGUUCUAUUCAUUUAUUAGAUAAGGAUACGUCGAGAUUGACUGCCGAGAUCAGCUCUAUGGAAGAUGGCAUAGAAAAGUCUCAGUCUUCCUUGCAAGUGUCUACCGAUGAAUCUUACACGCAGAAAAUAUUAUUCCUUCAACAGAAACUGGAUGAGGCUACGAAAACAAUUUCUACAGAAAGAGAAGAAAAGAAUUCUUUGCAUCGCGGUAUGGAAAGAUUGAAGGCAGAAAUAAUUCAGCUGAGAAAACAGUGCCAGGAACUGGAAGAGAAUAAAUCUGAGACUACGAGAGAAUUGCUCGAGUUGAAAGAUCGAUUUCAAGUUGAACUUACCGAUGUGCAAGCUGGUAUAAUGGAUGAAGCUUCCAGUAGAGAAGGAAUGAAUAGGCGUCUGUGCGAGCUUCGAACUGAAUUAGAGAGACUUCAAGCAGAAAAUGCUGCCGAAUGGGGAAAGAGAGAACGUUUGGAGUCGGAAAAGAUUUCUUUGGAACGAGAGAACAAACAACUCCGCAACGAAUUGAACGAUUUACAAGAGAGGAUAGAAGCUCGACGACUGCGUCCCGUUUCUACAUCGGAUAGUGACAACAAACAAUUCCAACAGGAAUUUUUAGCCAGAAACGUGACAAUAUUGAAGAAGUCUUUGGAAGAGAAAACGACAGAGCUCUCGCACGCAAUGAGAAGAUCGGAGCAAUACGAGGCGGAAGUGAAAAGAGUAAGGACAAGAGUAGAAGAAUUGAAGAAAGAACUGUCCGCGGCUCAAGACGAAGUAGACGCUGCGACUAACAGCGUUCGUAAAUUGCAACGGGCGAACGAAGAUCUCUUAGAACAGUUAGAAUCAGCUAAUGUGCAAUUAGAACAUUUUCGAAAUAGUAACGAUUCCUACACGGGAGAAUCAGGAAUGGGAGAAAACGUUGGAGAAAAGUUAUGUACAGCAAGCGAUGACAAAUUAAAUGAAUUUGAGCAUCAGCAAGCCUAGUAUUCACUCAUCUUGAUAAGAGUUUUUAAAUUGAUUCGAGCACUGACGGAACCUGAGACUUGGAUCAGAGAAAGCAAUCUACUUUACAUCUUUUGAUGUGCACGCACCAGUUGACAUAGCGGAAUCCAGUAGGGGAAUGUAUACGUAAGAUUAAUUUAUUUAAAUAACUGAACUUGAAUCAUGAGAAACUACUGCCUAAUUCAGUAUUCCGUUGUUUCUUAAAUUACUGCAUUUUCAGGUUUGUACUGUAUAUAUAAUUUGCUAUUUUUUAUUAAUUUUUUUACAUAAUUAUGUAUAUAUGAUUUUGUACGAUGUUUUACACGGUCAGAGUUUUUCCUUUAAUUUAUAAAAACUCGCAUUCCAAUGUAUUGUAUAUACAUACACUCGGCCUCGAGGAUUUUGUAGGGACUGACUUCAACGUCCCUAGUAAUCAUGCACGUGUUACUGACUUUCUAAAAUAGUUAGUCAUUAACAUUUACAUAAUUGCUAGACAAAAUCUUAGAGGAAAAUGCAAUACUAUUCGAAGAUGCCUAGUAAUAGACGCGCGUGAAAUUGAUCAUCGCGGUACCGAAAAUUAUUUGUAAUUGUUAUUAAUAUUCGUGUAUUAUAAUUUAUUUAUUAUUCUUAAUUUAAUUAUUUAUUAUUUGCUUUAUAAGGAAUUAAAUCACAUUAGUUAAAACGAGAAUGUUCCUCAAAUUUCGAAUACGGCAAAUAAGUAGGGAUGCGCUCGCCUAAGCUGUUCCGGUUGCUAGUCAUUAACGCAUACAUAAUUACCAGGAAUUUGAAGUUGGUCCGUUAAAAAUUUUAGAAGAUUGUAUGUAUGUACAUAAAGAAUGUAUAUACGAAAUUUUUGCCUCACCUAAAGACUGGUGAAGUUAGAUAACGAGAGAUUACCUUUACCAUUUAUGAUACCUGAUAUUUAUACAUAAUUACAACUUCUGUGUGCUACCACAAAAUGUUUGUAAAGUUGUGAAUGUAUUUAUGUCUAUAUUAUGUAGAAAUGGAUGCAUUAACGUUAAGUAGGAGGGCUAUUUAAAUUUACAUUUGACUAAGAAGAAUUUACAAAUCUAUAUAUUUA
This is a messenger RNA of Ceratina calcarata, 2820 nucleotides long. RefSeq names its product coiled-coil domain-containing protein 102A. The transcript has 8 exons. Bases 219 to 1742 code for a protein of 507 amino acids. NCBI's taxonomy places the organism in Eukaryota, Metazoa, Arthropoda, Insecta, Hymenoptera, Apidae. The record is from RefSeq and is a predicted model, not a curated record.